Messenger RNA from Kuraishia capsulata CBS 1993, 735 nucleotides. RefSeq lists its product as uncharacterized. Gene Ontology annotation, molecular function: oxidoreductase activity, acting on the CH-OH group of donors, NAD or NADP as acceptor. The coding region runs from base 1 to 735 and encodes 244 amino acids. The transcript has a single exon. The record is from RefSeq and is a predicted model, not a curated record. Lineage: Eukaryota; Fungi; Ascomycota; Pichiomycetes; Pichiales; Pichiaceae.
AUGUCCCAACAAACCGUUUACCUUGUUACUGGUGCCAAUCGUGGAAUUGGAUUACAAAUUGUUACCCAAUUAGCUGCCAAUCCGUCCAACACUGUAUACGGUACUGCUCGCAAUCUCGCAGGUGCGGCUGAUCUCAAGGCUUUGGCAUCGAAACACUCCAACUUCAAACCCUUGGAGGCUGAUGUUGUCAAGCCCGAGACACUCAAGAAGGCAGCCGCUGUUGUAGCUAAUGAGAGCGGACAUAUAGAUGUUCUAUUGGCCAAUGCUGGUGUCGGUGACAGUGUGUCUCAAGUGAAGGACCUUAGCAAGGAUGCUCUCAGCUACCACUGGGAAGUCAAUACCUGGGGUUCUGUUUCGACCUAUCAGGCUUUCCGUACGUUACUCUUGACAUCCAAGCAGAAGAAGUUGGUAUUUGUCUCUACACUUCUUGGAUCCGUUAAUGAUUAUCUCCCUAUUCCAACCACAGCAUAUGGAGCUUCUAAGGCCAGUCUCAAUUACUUAGUCAGAGCUAUUGCUUCCGAAUCGAAAGAGGAGGGCCUUAUUGUUCUCUCCAUUCACCCGGGUCUCGUGGCCACUGAUAUGUCUGCAGCUAUAGAUGAGAAAGUUAAUUUCGCAAAGCUUGGCAUCUCAACUAUAACACCAAAGGAAAGUGCAGAGGGAAUUAUUGCACAGGUGGAGAAGUUGACCGAAACCGAUCAGUUUCUUGAUUACACCGGAGCUGUUCAUCAGUGGUAA